GCGCCCACUCUCGGCUCUCGGCUCGGCGGUGUGACAGUAGACGUGUCGUCGCGCAGCAGUAGUACGAAACCCAGCAGCCUGACCAGUGUCGGGGGGACGGUACCGCCGCUGUUCCGCUGCUUUUUUCGCGUUUUUGUGGACAAAUUCUUUCCACAACCCGCAAUCGCCGUAAUCGAUUUUAGUGAUAUAGUUUUUGGGAGCAGCAGUGGGGCGCUCGGGUUGAUUGCAAUCGACAGUUUGGUGCGAUCACAGCGUGUGUGUGUGCGUGUGUGUGUGUGGCUUUGGUCCUUCUUCUUCCUUGGGUGCUGUGGAAAUUGUGUGUCCGUGUGUCCGUCUGUGUGUGCGGUGUUAAUGGCUGAGAGCAGCAGCAGCAGUAGCGCCACCCGUACUACUUGAACGCGGCGGCGGCAAGGGGCAAUUUCUUUGUGAAACCGUGUUUUCGAUCCGUUCCGUGGCCACUGUGGGCGUGUACACGUGUGUGUGUGUGUGUGUAAGGGUGUAUGUGCGAAAGGAAAUUCCUCUUUUCACGUGUGCCGUGCGUUUCGGUCGGAGCUCCGUUGGCAUUUGGUUCUUUCUGCUCGAGGCUAAACGAAUUUUGGUCCCGAUUAUAGCAAACCCUCCAAAUACCUUGGAUGCCCUCGGGGUUGCAGAAGAGUUCGGUGCUGUGUGUGUAAGCAUCCUAGUUGUAGAAGCAGAUACGGCUUUUCCCGUGGUUUGAAGUGAAAUCACGACCAAAGAAAAAGGGCAUUCGAACGCCGAAAACAGCCCAUCAAUAACCCGUAGUGAGGGCUGAAGAUAAGAGAGUGUGUGUGUGUGUUCGUGCAGCCCAAAAGCCAAUCGCCUGUGACAGCAUAACAGCACGAUUGUCACCAUAUCGUGGUGUCGCCACUCACUGAAUGUCCUUUUGGGUGAAAAUCGCGUGAAAAGCCACAUACACAGGAGGGAGCGGGUUACAAUCGGACACGCUCUGUCCAUCAAGCGGCACGUUCCAGAAGCUCCGACAGAUAGGCAAACCCCUUGUGUGUGUGUGCGCGCGUGUGUGUGUGACUAUCCCCAUGAAGUGCGCCAUGCAUACGUGACGCUCCCUGUGGCCGCGUUCGCGUUCUAUGCGCGUCCCACGGAAUUAGAGCGAAAGAUUGUUGUGUCCGUGGGCCUGUUCGUUGUACGCCAGAAAGCAAUUCGAAGGAAAACACACACCCACCCCACCACGGAGCUGCGGAACGACACGUGCGGAUUCCCUCACAAGCUGCCGUAGUAGCCGUAGUGUAGUAGCCGAAGCAGCAGCAGCAGCAGCAAGAUGAGUCGCGAGGUGCAGAAGGAGAAUGCCACCCCGAGCAGUGCGAGCACGGGAACCGAGGGGCACCAGUACGUCGGCCCGUACAGGCUCGAGCGGACGCUCGGCAAGGGCCAGACGGGGCUGGUCAAGCUCGGGGUCCACUGCGUGCUCGGCAAGAAGGUGGCGAUCAAGAUUAUUAACCGGGAAAAGCUGAGCGAGUCGGUGCUGAUGAAAGUCGAGCGAGAGAUUGCCAUCAUGAAGCUUAUCGACCAUCCGCACGUGCUGGGGCUAACGGAUGUGUACGAAAACAGAAAGUAUCUCUAUCUCGUCCUGGAGCACGUGUCCGGUGGCGAGCUGUUCGACUAUCUCGUGAAGAAGGGCCGCCUAACGCCGAAGGAGGCGCGCAAGUUCUUCCGCCAGAUCAUCUCCGCGCUGGACUUUUGCCAUUCGCACUCGAUAUGCCACCGGGAUUUAAAGCCGGAAAAUCUGUUGCUGGACGACAAGAACAACAUCAAGAUUGCGGACUUUGGCAUGGCAUCGCUGCAGCCGGCCGGUUCGAUGCUGGAAACGUCCUGCGGAUCGCCUCACUACGCCUGCCCGGAGGUUAUUCGGGGUGAAAAGUAUGACGGUCGCCGGGCGGACGUGUGGUCCUGCGGUGUCAUCCUGUACGCGCUGCUGGUCGGUGCGCUUCCGUUCGACGACGACAACCUGCGCCAGCUGCUGGAGAAGGUGAAGCGGGGCGUGUUUCACAUACCACACUUUGUGCCGCCGGACUGUCAAAGUCUGCUCAAGGGCAUGAUCGAGGUGAACCCGGAAAAGCGGCUUACAUUGGCAGAAAUCAACAAACAUCCCUGGGUGACGGCUGGUGGCAAGGGUGAGCUGGAGCUGGAACUACCCAUGAUGGAGGUAGUGCAGACGCACGUCAUCCCGAACGCGUCCGCGGUCGAUACGGACGUGCUCAAUGCCAUCUGUUCGCUCGGUUGCUUCAAGGAGAAGGACAAGCUGAUACAGGAGCUGCUUAGCCCACACCACAACACGGAAAAGGUGAUUUACUUCCUGCUGCUGGAUCGGAAACGAAGGCGACCGGCGAUCGAGGACGAGGAGGACGUGCUGAGACCGCGCAACGACAUCAUUGAGAUCGCCGACCCGCCCCGGAAACGGCUCGAUACGUGCCGGAUCAACGGCAGCAGCAGCCUUUCGUACGGCCAGAUCAGCGAGGGUUCGCCGCUUACCUCCCGGCGGCAGACGUUCAACAACGGGCACCGCAGCCACAGUGGCAGCACCAGCGGCGGCAGCCGCCGGUCACCCUCGUCCGUGCCACUGUCGCGCAGUUCAUAUCAGAGUCCAACGCGCGGCGUAGUGGUCAACUCCUCGCAGCCACUCAAUCAACUCCAUCCACCAUCGUCUCCUAAUGCGGCCUCGAACCGGCACUCGAACUACUCGCCCAGAAGCAGCACCAAGUCGCAGGUCAUCGAUUCCUCCUCGCCAGUGCACCAUCGGGCCAACUCGGGGCCGGCGGUGACCGUGGGUCUCUUUUCCGAAACGGACUCUAACAACAUGACUUCAUCAAUCAAUGCCAUCCCGGGCUCGCCAAUACUGGGCAGUCCGCAGCAGCUGCAAGCCGUCACCACCGGCAGCCAGCUGUGGAAGACACGACUGACGAACAUCAAGAAUAGUUUCCUAGGAAGUCCAAAGUUUCAUCGUAGAAAAAUGCAAAUAUCAACUGAAGAAGUGCAUCUUACUCCGGAGUCAUCGCCGGAGCUGACGAAAAAGUCUUGGUUCGGCAACCUGAUGACGACCGAAAAGGACGAAACGUUCACAGUAUUAGUGAAGGGUAAGCCGCUAGCGACGGUCAAAGCUCACCUGAUCCAUGCCUUUCUGUCGAUGACUGAGCUGUCGCACAGCGUCCUCUCGCCAAUGUCUUUCCGGGUGGAGUACAAGCGGGGCGGUACCGGACCGACCAUGUUCCAGCGGCACGUCCGGAUACAGGUCGACAUCAACACGAUCUGCAAGCAGGGCGACGUCGGCGACAUGCUGUUCGCCAUCACGUUCACGCUAAUCUCGGGCAACAUCCGCCGGUUCCGGCGCAUCUGCGAGCACAUCCAGGCGCAGGUCUGCUCCAAACGCUACCCGGCCCUCAGCAGCCCCACCAACCAGCACAACAACAAGGUGGCGAACAGUGUGGCGGAAAGCAUAUCCUGCGGGUCGGAUUCGAGCGAUCGCAUCAACUACAACAAACACAAGGAGUCCGACAUUGAGCAGGAAACGUUCUACGAUACGACAAGCAUUGGGAAGACGCGCCGAUCGUCGGCCACCUCCUCCAACAAGAACUCAGUGUCGUCGGACGAGAUCGAAAUCAAAACAGUACGCUCCAGCUCGGAAUCCACGGAACGUGAGCGGGAACGCAGCACGGAACGGCCGGCGGCCAUGUCCGGUAGUGCGCUGGUAUGAGAAUUAUUUCUCUGAUAGGAUUCAGCAAACAGUGGCCCUCCCGCAGACGGUGCGGAGGCAGCCGGACCGAAUCCUACACGCAGCGCAGCCGCCGAGCCGCCCAUCCCCUGCGCCCCGGACGUCCCCGGUGACGCAGAGGGGCUUGCGAUCGCUAUCGUGGCGCCCCCUGCCGAAGAGACGGACGAUUCGGGCGAGCUGAUGGAGCUGAUUGCUAAUCAAAUGGAGAUCUGACUAUAAGCUUUCACACCCAACCACAACCACAACAACAAGGCGGCCUUCUCAGCGCCUUCUUCCUACAGUCCUUCCUUUUCCAUGUUUAGUGCAACCACUCGUCUCCCGGCAGCGGGAGUUUGGUUUGAAAUGGUGUUGAAGCGUUGAAGUGAAGCAUGCCCCGAAACAGGCCGAAACCGAUACCGUUCCAGCAGACGAACAAUCCUUAUACUACUAGUGCUACUUCAACCAUCACUACUACUACUACUACUACUACUAUCAGUACUGCUACUACGGACUACUUAUCGCCUACUACGAUUUACUACUACUAGCUGUCAGCGUGUGCAGCAUUAGCAAAAGACCCGUUCAUCCUGGGGCAGGGAAUUGAGUGUAACGGGCAAAAAACGGACCGAGUGUGUGGAGAUGGUGGAGAUGUGCAGUAUAUAGUCACCAAAGGCUAGCCAACUAUUUCAUUAUGGUCAAUUUCGUAUCGUAUCGCAUCGAGUAAAUCUAGUUAUUCAAACCUUGAAGAGCUGACUUUCAAAACAGACGUUGAAAGAUGGAAACUCAUUUUACAAGAAAACACAUACACACACACACACGAUUCAUCUAAGCUUACACUGUAGCGAAUAGGCGGCAGAAAGCAGGAAGAAGACUUUGCCAAGUAGAACUAUCCAUUGCAAAGAACAUUGGCUUGUUGAGAAUUUCUACAGAGCGCACCGAAGUUGGAUCGGAAGAUGUGCGAAAGCGGCAUCCAUAUACAGGGGUUAAACGUUUCGAAAACCGAAGCAAGGUACGAUAUUACAGGGCGCGGCCAGGUUCGCUCAGCCCGGAUAACCCGGAUCACACUUCAGAGGUUUUAGAGGCACGGUUUGUAAACGUAACAGUAUCUUUUAGGCACAUACAACAAUCUUACUCUUGUUGUUCGGGCGUGGUGGCACUGAGGAUGGAAAGCGAAUGAUGAAGCUACGGAGACUGUUGUGGUGAUUUCAAUUGAGCAAUUGUUGGGGAAGUCGAAUUCUGAAGGGGUGGAAAAUUGGAGAAGGAGUAACGAUGCAAUGAAUCGUGCGCAGGAAGUCACGUGCCGAACAAAACUCUCAUACUUUAUCUAAGCUAGUAAAGGAGGGCAAGUAAAUGCAAUGGCAAAUUGUAAGUAAGCAGCUAUCAAAACAGAGUAACAAACUUAAGCUAUAAUACUCUAUUAUAUCUCACACCGAAACGAACCUAACACUAACUGCUUUACAACAAAACAUACAAAACAAUGGUAUUCAAUGGUGACACACUGUAGCGGAGAUCUGGUGAAAAUGACACGUAUAAAUGCUCCUAAAUAUGAAAGAUCCAUGAUGAUCCACUAAAACUAGACUAGUCUAAAUGGAGAGAUUGAUUUGGAUUCGUGUCUAUUGCUUUUCUCAAACUUCUCAAUCGCGGCGGAAAGGUAUACUCACAUUCACUCUCGCAAUACGAAAUAACUCACUAAACCUUACAACAUCUAGAUGGAGCUAUAGGUUACAACACGUACUCAAAAUUUAGUCUAAUUGCUGCCGGGUCCGUUACAAGCCGGGCUGAGUAGCGAGCGAGAAGGCGAGUACCGCAGCAGCAGGGAAGUGUACUGAUCGAUAAGUCGGUGAACACUACCGUGAAAUGUGACGUCACAGUAUAUAGUGCAAUUCGUAAAAAACAAGUAAGAUUUAGCGUCGACGGCUCGUUCGGCCAUACGAGUGUGGAGCGUAGCAUCCAUGUAUGAAAGCUUUCCUUUUUUUGAACUUUUUUCCGUUUUCUUUUUGUGGUAAGACGCUAGUGUAAUAUUGUUUAAGAGUGGUUUUGCUUGCUUCACACACACACACAUGAACAAGUUUACAUAGAUGCGGUGGGGACAGAUGAGUGCAGGGGCAGGAGAAUAAAGAAAAUCAAAAUCAGGCUUAUUCUCUUAAAGUAAGAGCAAUGGCAUCGCAAUACCGCAAAACCCAAACAAUGGCGUAGACAACUAGAAUCCAACAGUGGGUAUGUAGCAAAUAAUCCACUACAAAACUGCGGACGCUUAUUAGUUUUAUUGCUUAAAUGUUGAUACACAUAAGGAGAUUUGUGUGUGAGAUUUGGAGGAACUCAAGAAUCCAAUCAGCAAAUGUGAAAGUAAUCCUAAUGGCCACCUAACACUUAGAAUUAGAUUAAGAGCGAUUUAGACGGUGAUUGCGUUACUUUAUGUAGUUAAACUUCAUUCUGAUUUGAUAGGAUAAUCAAAAUGUAAACAAAAUCGCUACAAAUAGUUCUCUUCCUUAAGGUACUUCAUUUAUCAACAACAACAAAAAACUACACUCAUUUACACCACUCCCAUUUUCGAUUAUGCCCCCGCUGUAAUUAUCACUUGUUCACAAGAACGGAAUGUUCUUUCACAGGCCUGUUCUAGGAAACAAACAGAAGAGGUCGUGGAUGCCAGGUGCGUUCCAUGUUCCGCCUUGCUCUGGUGUGAACCCCGUUCCAAGAACUGGCUGGCUUCGGCUUUCGUGCGAGCCUUAAGAACUCUACUCAAGUCUGUACCGUGUGCGUACUAAGCAGGGACGAUUAUACUCAUACAUACUGUCUUAUGAAGGAUGAGUCUACGAAUAUGAAGCUGUCCAAGGCACUGGGCCAGCUAUUGUUUCACUAGUCCAUAAUUAGGUAAAGCAGGCUAACAAAUACUCUCUCUGUUUCUACAUUGCAACACACGAAGAUUCUUAUUACAGUCGCCAAACACAGAAGCAGCGGAAAUCUGCCAAUAUUCACACGACACUGUGCCCGAUGCGCAUUCAAGGUUCAAGCAGUGGAAUAAAUCAAAACGAAAAUUGCCGAAAAACUUAACCCUAACUCAUUACCACCAUUACUACCACGAGGAUGAAGGAGUUUCUUUUUAAAAGCAAAUGCUUUACUUUAAAAAAUGCUGACGCUGCGUGUAAUAAAAAUGUAACGCUACACAUGUAACAAAGCAUGAUCGCAAAACUGAAGAGACAAAUCGUAAAUCAAAAACUAAACAAAUACACAUACACACGUACAUCUAUCCACGUAAAAAGGGAAAAUUAAUCAGCAAACAAAACAAUAAGUCGGAUAACGCAAACAAAAAAAACGAGAACCGAAACGCUACGCGAUGUAAUGUAAGUAAAUUGCUUGUGUAACUAAAAUAUACUUUUCAAUUUCCUACCAAAACGGAGAGCUUAUAGCAAGUUGAGCUGGGAGCGAGGGGAGCGCUGAAAGUGUGUGUAAAACAGGACCGUGAUUUUUGCAGUCUAUUAAGCAUCGCCGCAUUGUAACUUGGCCGCAAUUGGCGUGUUUGUGUGUGUGUGCGUUUUAAAGGGAAAUUAAACGGUAAGAUAUGUAAAAAAACACAAGAAGACAGGUAAAACAAACACACACGCGCAACUAAGUUGAACAAAACAAAGAGAAAAGGGGGGAAAAGGUAAAGAAAACAUGCUAAACGCAAAUUUGUAAUAAAAGAAAAUGCUUAAUAAUUGAGAGAAAACGAACAAACAAACACGUAAGAAGGGCUAGAACAUGUGCAGAAGAGAAAAGAAAACAAAGCUUGUGCAAAUAAUAUACAGUGCUAGUCGUUAUAGUUGUUGCAAAAAAAAAAAAUAACGAAAGAAGACAAAAACCGCAAUCCGUUGCAUAUAAGAAAGAUGGAUAGAAGUACAGAAGAAAACAAAAAACAAACUCGAGAGUGCAAUGUAUGUAAUGUAAUGGACAGCAUGUAAAUGAAGUGUUUAAAACGGGAGCUUUGCAUUAUUACGAAAAGAAAAAAAAGAAAAGGUGUGAAAAGGGAAAGGAAAGCAGGGAAUGGUGAGAAGGAGCAGAAAAAUCGAACGGCAAGCUAAACUAACCAAAGUACAUUAUGCACACAAACACAGUGAGAAAAGCAACACAUUCGAACAUACCAAACAAGUCCAAAAACUUCAAAGUAGAUAGCACAGACCCAUCAAAAUAGUUUGCAAAACAAAACAAAAACGAACCCAAUUUGCGAUACAAUGAAAUAGAAAAGAGAAACAGAGCGUUCACCGGCAUUUAACACAAACAAACACGUUUAGUACACACGUGCACCUACACACGCCACGUGGGAGACACAGCGCUACAACACAGUCACACACACUCACACACACAUAGACAGGUUGUGUUGGUUGUGAGGCGGUAGUUACACACACGACAUUUGGGAAUAGUAUGGGUUGCGCUAAUUGUGUAAAGUUGUGCAAACAAUGUUUUUGUAAAAAUUGAACAAACAAAAAACUUUGAGGAGAAGAGGAAGAAGAAGGACACGCGCUGGACCGACUGUUUGCUCCCCCUCCAGUCGUCCACUCUGCCAACAGGGACGCCGCCGUGGGCAGGUCGCUCGCACCGCCGGGGGGUGUGUUUGUUUGUGUGCGCGAAUGGGAAAUAAUAUACAAAUUUCGAAAUACACGCCAUUGAAAUUA
Anopheles gambiae (African malaria mosquito) is the source of this 8370-nucleotide messenger RNA. RefSeq names its product serine/threonine-protein kinase BRSK2 (gene sff). Gene Ontology annotation, biological process: microtubule cytoskeleton organization; protein phosphorylation; intracellular signal transduction. Gene Ontology annotation, molecular function: ATP binding; tau-protein kinase activity; protein serine/threonine kinase activity. NCBI's taxonomy places the organism in Eukaryota, Metazoa, Arthropoda, Insecta, Diptera, Culicidae. The transcript has 13 exons. Bases 1298 to 3727 code for a protein of 809 amino acids. Gene Ontology annotation, cellular component: cytoplasm. The record is from RefSeq and is a predicted model, not a curated record.